Molecule: messenger RNA, 1016 nt
Organism: Aaosphaeria arxii CBS 175.79
Lineage: Eukaryota; Fungi; Ascomycota; Dothideomycetes; Pleosporales
Exons: 1
Coding region: 216-797 (193 amino acids)
Source: RefSeq, a predicted model, not a curated record
CAGGUCCCGGUAGACGGGCCAUGGUUCUUGUUGGAACAGUCCUUUGCAUACAUGAGAGCGGGACCUAAAUGGCGUUGGUAAGGUCUUAGUGUUCGCAUCAUAGCCUAAAAUUCAUCACGGAUUAAAUACAUGUACUGGGCCAUCUCUACACGUAGGGAUCCAACAAAAGUACAACCAAAAUUGUACCAGGGGUGCGGUACGUUCAUGUUUGACCUAUGGUAGCAAUUGCCUUCUCUUGGUCCUCCGGAUCUUCCUUCCUUCUAGGUUUGGCUGGGCGUCCUUCGAUUAAGAGAGUCUGUAGAAGAGCUUUCGAAGCACCUCGCAGAAAGCUGUCAGUCGAUUUGCCUCUCAUCGCCCUCUCUCCUAACACCUUUCGUCAACAAUAUACCUCAGUCAUUACGUUUCGCCAUUAUCAUUUUCGGCCCGUUGGAUCACUGACGCGCCAAACAAGCUGCACUUCCACUGCGCAACGAGCACUUACAGCCCAGUCUGAAGAACCUCUUUUAUGCCAACUAUCCACAGAACGUCUGGCACCCCCUGCGUUCAAUGCAGAUGACCCACCACCUCCAUACUCGAAAGUAGACACAGGACAAAUCAAGCAAAAGGGAUUCUUCACAAAAGUACGAAGAGCGAUGAAACUACUGUUUGGAGGUCUCAAAACGCUGUGUCUCGGCGCUUUACUCGUCGGUAUACUGGUCAAUUCCGAUCCAGUCAGGUUGUCGCCCAGUGAGCGGCCAUUCAAUCAUCCAGCGGAAGGAAAUCCAAUAGCAGACCCUCAAUCGGACAUACUGGCCUGAUAAUACAGACUCCCAGACUAGUACCGACCGACGAUUACCUCCGUUUCCACGAUAUCUGAAAAGAUAUGCCUUGACGAAGUGUCGCCGGUCCAGUCCUGCCACAGGCCGUCGAAGUUCUCGACAAUUACGAUUUGCCUGCUGACGGUUUCCUUCACAAACAGUUUUGUCCAUUGUGCUUCAGACCAGUGUUAAAAUCCUGGUUGCCAGAUGCCCAACACG